CGCAUCGUGUUUGAUUGCCCCGGCUGCUGCUGCUGCUGCUGCUGCUGCUGCGCCCGGAUCACCGGCAGGCGCGGAGGACAGGCGAAAAGUGCGCAGCGAGGAUCUAAAAGGACCCAGAAAGGAGAGGAGCAGAGGGAAGGAACAGGGGCCGACGGGAGGAGCGCACCAUGGCCUCAAAGGAGACCACAGCGGCGGGGUUCAUCAACGUCAGCAGGGAAAUCACAGAGAGCAUCAGGAGAGUGCUGGACAAGCAGGCCAUCAAGUUUGUGCGAGCCGUUAAACAGGACACAAGGAGUGGCAAAUCAGAGGACAGGAUUCUGGUCCUGGCAACAUGGAGACUGUAUCUCUUUGCUGUCAAAGUGCCCACCAAGAUGGAGGUCACGUUCAACUUCUUGGAGAUCCGAGCGAUGAAUACCUAUCCAGAACACCAGGUUGUCAUCGACACAGACAAGACCACCUACUCACUGAGAGUGCAGACGCAGGACCAGCUGGAUCACAUGGUCAACCACAUCAACUACGCCCUCUCCCGGGUUUUCAACAACUCCAUUUACGCUCCCCCUAUCUGUCGAGCAGAGGGAGAGAUGGCCGAUGGAAGCCACAAGUUUUCACCAAACUCCGAAUCCUCUCUGGACACGCAGAAAACCUGCGGUGGUUUUUCCGAAACCUAUGCGGCUCUGUGUGACUACAAUGGGAUUGGCUGCAAAGAGGAAGUGCAGUGGGAUGUUGACACAAUCUACCACUCUCAGGACAACAGGGAGUUCAACCUACUGGAUUUCAGCCAUCUUGACAGCAGGGACUUGGCGGUGAUUGUGGCGUCGAUGGCAUACAACACAUGGUUCACCAAGCUGUACUGCAAAGACAUGCGCAUAGGAUCAGAGGUGGUGGAUCAGGUUCUGCACACCGUCAGCAAGUCCAACAGUCUGGAGGAGCUCACCCUGGAGAACGCCGGGCUCAAAUCGGAUUUUCCCCAGAAGAUGGCGUCGGCCCUGUCAGAGAACCCAGCCUCUGUGAUUCACUCUCUCAACCUGGCACAUAACACGCUCGACAACCAAGGAGUCUCCAACCUGAUCCAACAAGUGUGUCGCCUCAACAAGGGCCUGCGCCUCCUCAAUCUUUCUAAGACCUCCCUCUCCUCCAAGGGUGUGGUUUCUCUGUCCCAGGCGUUGUGUUCAAGUGACGACUACUCCAACUCUCUCCUCCAUCUGGACCUCAGCAAGAACCCCGGGGUUCUGUCUGGAGAGGACGCUACGAACCUGUACCUGUUCCUCGCCCAGCCCAACUGCCUGGUCCACUUGGACCUAUCUGGGACAGACUGCACCGUGGACUCGUUGUUCGGAGCCUUGCUGCGAGGCUGCUGUGCCGACCUCUCCUACCUGAACCUGUCCAAGAACUCCUUCUCUCACAGGAAAGCAAGGGAUUCCCUGCCAACCUUCCGCCAGUUCUUUAGCUCAGCGUUCAGCCUGACCCACGUCAGCCUGGCCUCCAUGAAGGUCCCUCCUGAUUCUCUUAGAGCUCUGUUCUUAGGCCUGUCCAAUAACCCUCAUAUCACCGACCUCCACCUGGACAUCAGCAGCUGUGAGCUGAGGUCGGCAGGUGCUGGCGUGAUUCAGGAGUUGUUUCCUCGAGUUUCAUGUGUGGGGACCCUGGACAUAUCGGAUAAUGGUUUAGAUGCUGACUUACUGGCCGUCAUCCCAUCCUUCUCCAGACACCCGUCCCUCAAACACCUGAUGCUGGGGAAGAACUUCAACACCAAGGGCAGGGUGUUGGAUGAAACUCUGCAGAAACUAGUUCAGCUGGUGCAAGAGGAAGAGUGUGCCCUGCAGUCCCUCUCCCUGGCCGACUCUAGGCUUCGCCAGCGGGGGACAGUGCUGGUCAACGCCCUGGGUUCGAACGCCUGUCUGCGCAGGGUGGACCUCAGCGGCAACAGCCUGGAGGACCCCGGAGCGAAGAUGCUCAGCAAGGCCCUGCAGAUCAACACCACUCUCAGGAGUGUGACGUGGGAUCGGAACAACACCACAGCGACAGGCUUCCAAGAUGUGGCGAGAGCCUUGGAGCAUAACUUCACACUGCAGUACAUGCCCCUCCCCCUCAGUGAUGUCACACAAGCGCACCGCAGCGCCCCAGAGAAGACAGACCAAGCUUUGACCAAGAUCCAACGUGCUCUGCUAAGGAACAACCAGACUCAGCGCUUCUCUCAGAAACAGGCUCUCAGACUGCACCAAGGCCUCGUUACAAGCACAGCUGAACAGGUGAUGGAGCGUCUGUGUGUGCGCGUGCAGCAGCAGGUGUGUGUCCUGAGAGGCUGUGAGGAAGGAGAGGAAGUCCAGGGCGCAAGGCAAAUCCUCAAAGAGGCCAGGAACUCGAGAGCUCUGUAUCCGUCUCUGUGUGAGCUGGCCCAUGUGCUGUCAGUGGACGGCCCCGUCAAACAGAGGCUGGACACACUGGCUGGAGAACUGGCCAAAGCUGCUGACAAGGAGCUACAGGUGAUAGUGGACUCCAUGGUGUCUCUGUGCCGUGAGCUCUGUCCCAUGUCCUGCUCCGCCGCCGAGAGGCUGAACCCGCCUCUCUCCUCCAUCUCUGAGCAAGUUUCCAUCCCUCGCUCCGCCAUCCGCAACGCCCUGAUGGAGAGAGCCGCCGAGGAUAUCAACAGAGCUCUCGAGGAAGUGAAGUUGUCUGUGGUUUCCUAUCUAACCAACUCUAUAGUGGAUCAGAUUCUCCAAGAGCUCUAUACCACUCAUAAAACACUGGUACUGCUGCGGCAGGUGUCCCAGGCGAAGCGUUGGGAUGAUGUUGGGACGGGCAGACGCACCAUGAGACAGUCCAAAAUCGUAGAGUCUCUGGAAUUCCCUGAUGAGGACUUGGCUGUCAACCUGGGAAUAGACACUAUGGCUAUCAAGAAGCGGAGUUCCAGGACAAGAAGGAUUCGUCCCGUCUCCACCAGACUGAGCCUUGGUGAUGACCCCAGCUCCUCCCCUACCCCGUCUGCUCCAGCCCUCUCUGCCCCCUUGUCCCGGUCGGCAUCGUGGGAGUGCCUGUCCACCCUUCCCACCAAUGGCUCACCCUUGCGUCACGUGACCCAUGUCAGGCCACGCCCUCCACGGAGACACAGGACAGGGUAUCUUCCACCAGAGUCUCAUUGCUCAGAGAACGGAGGAGUCAGUGUGCUGGAGGAUGGAUUGCCUGAUUUCUACAGCAAGAGAGUGCUGCCUGACAGUCAGCUGUCAUCGCUCCAUCAGGCCCAGUCACUGAGGAGGAAGAAGAGACGUAGUGUGUUGUCUAUUUUCUCUGGCUUCCGCAAGAACCGCAACUCCACCAUAUCCAAUCAGGACACAGACAGCACCUCAGAGAACGUCUAUUCGAUGAUUCAACACCCUAAGGAUCCUGGGAGGGCAGAGUCUGCGGUUCCGGGGGCAAAUGGGACCAUGCCUUCGCCUCGACCAACGCCAGGCUUGCCGAUGCAUGGGAUGCGGGGUGCCAGCCCACCCUGCCUCAUCCAGAGACAGUCCACAGACCUGGUCAGCAUGGUGUACAGCUGCAUCGGGGCUGAAAUCGAAGACUCGGAUGCCAGCAGCACCUGUGACACCAAGCCGACAGACCAAGACACUGACAGAUCUACCGGUGUCCCAGAUGCCCCAACAGACGUCCGAACCAAUGGCCACGUGGUCUCCUCUGAGCGGCAGACGGACAGACAGCCGGAGGCAGGCAGACAAGAGAGGAUUCUGCCACUGACGGACCCACGGACAGAGAUGGAGGAGGACGGACAGAGCAUCAGUAGUGGCGGAGCCUCCUAUGGGCUGAGGCCAGAACCACCACCACAGAGCUGCAAGCCCAGUCUGGCUGCCAUGAGGCAGAGACACCUUCAGGAGAGUUUAGAAGAAGCAGGAAGGCAGGAUGGAGAAAGGGAAGAGGACCAAGGUGACAGAAAGCGUGAAGAGAAGCAGAGACCAAGAGGUGCAGAGGGACAGCGUCCGCCUCUUCCCAAUAAGCCCAGUCUAGAGCUAUCAAGAGAAAGAGAGACCUCCCCAGAAGAGGCAAAGAGCUCUCCGAACACCUCACCUGUCACACCAGAUGAAGAGCCAACCAAUGAUAAGAAGAACCUGCCUCCUGCCAAAUCUACUUUUGAAUGUUCCACUGCUCCCGUCAUUCAGGAGGGGACCAAUGACAGGACGAGCCCGCCCUGUGUGCCCCCAGCAUCUGCCAAGCCUGGGACAGAGUCAGGAGAUCAAGCUGCCACUGAAGAUGGGGAAGAAGGAACCAACGGAUUCCCAGCAAUGUCACAUCACAACAGGAAAGCAAAUUCAUUUGAUAUAGGCAUGGAACAGGACAGCCCCAGUGAUCUGGAGAGGUCCUCAGAUCGCAAAUACCCUGUGAAAAAGCUCUGCUUCCCCCAGUACAGAAAUAGAUCUCUGGACUACCCUGCUGGGACCAGGUGUCACGACAGUCCCCAGCUUGGCAACAGAGAUGUGUUAUGACAUUACCCGUGGACAAGGGGAAGCUUGGUGCGAAGAGAAUACUGCAAAACGGAGGACUGGACGGAGACGAGCUUUUAAAACUCUGCAGACUCCAGUGGUGGUUUUUUUGUUGAUACAUGUAGACAUUUGUUGAUGAACGUGCAUGUAUGCUUUUAAUUGGUUGCACUUGUAUGUUUUUUCUCAGGCAUAAGGAAUACCUUACUUACAUAAAUACCAUUGUGGAGGCGCACAUGCACACACACACACAGUAGGACAACAUUUCUCCAGGAUGCUCAUAAACUGUUUUAUGCAUUUCUUAAUGUGCGAAAUCAUUUAAUAUUGAAAAUUCCCCAUGUGUCUCAUCCCCUCCCUGUCUUUUACUGACAAUCUGUGACUCUGCAGCUGUAAGAGUGAGUUUGUAUUUAUUCUAAUCUGUAAAUACUGAAUAUAAAUCCGCUAACUGCACUAACCAUUGUGGUAAAUCUAACGGUUAACAAUCAUGUUUUUAUUUGUGGUACUAUAUAAUUCAUUUGAUAAGUGUGUUGUAAGUAUGCUUUUGGUGUAUGCUGACAAUGAAAACUGAGAAAUGUGAAUCAUGCACUUACCAUUCCCAGUCUGUAAGAGUAUUGAGUUCAGUCAGUGAAUCACUUAGUUUUAAUCUGAUUUUACAGGCCUGAAAAUGAGUAUAUUUUCUAAAAAUGCUUCUAUGAAUCAGAAUAAAUAAAAAAAAAAC
Messenger RNA from Myripristis murdjan (pinecone soldierfish), 5184 nucleotides. It is a transcript of the gene carmil3, whose product is annotated as capping protein regulator and myosin 1 linker 3. NCBI's taxonomy places the organism in Eukaryota, Metazoa, Chordata, Actinopteri, Holocentriformes, Holocentridae. The record is from RefSeq and is a predicted model, not a curated record. Gene Ontology annotation, molecular function: protein binding. Gene Ontology annotation, biological process: cell migration; regulation of Arp2/3 complex-mediated actin nucleation. Bases 168 to 4472 code for a protein of 1434 amino acids. Gene Ontology annotation, cellular component: lamellipodium; plasma membrane. The transcript is spliced from 40 exons.